UUUGCUGACGUUGCAAUGAGUACAUUACACGGUUGAAUCGACUUAAAAACCCCAGAAAACUCGUUAGAAUCGACUUCGAAAUGGAAGAACUGAGAUGCGGUUUUAUAAUGUUGUGGUUUAUUUCCAACAUAGACGGUGGGUUAGCUGGCUCCAUCUUUAAGAAUUCAACAGAAUUAAGCGAUGUAAUUCCUCCAGUAGCAGCAGCAUAUCCUUUUCGGGCAGACCUAAUUACAGUUAAAGAAUGCACUCUUUAUGUGGAAUAUUUAGUGGAGGGAUUCAUAUGUGCAGAUAUGCAAGUUCUUGGUUAUUUGUGCAACGGAAAUGAUAAAAAUCCUCGCAAGGCUCUGAAGCUCAACACAUACCUGGAUGUAUCGUGUAUGUACCGUUCGCACGCGCUGGUAGCUAAUACUACCAAGCAUGUGGGGCAAAUCAGCCCGCAUCGCGCCGUCCUGCUGAGUCUGUUUGAGUUGGAGGCAGAGCAGGAUCCGGUUACCGCCGAUGUAGUCGAACCCAUCCGUGACCAAACCGUACACCUCGCUGUUAAGGAUUGUCGAUCGACGAAUACAACCGCCAAAGUGCAUGCACUGGGUGUAUUACCGAAUCUGUACAGUUUUGCGCUCGGAUAUUGUUUCAACUUGACAAUCCAGAAAAAGCAUUUCGGCAGAAUGCCGCAACUACGAAUGGUCGCGUUUUGCUUAACCACAAUCAGCUCCCUGGAGCCGGGUACCUUCACGGAUUUGAUCCAUCUUCGUAGCCUGACACUGGAGCGAUAUUUCAUCAGGGCGCUAUGGAAUAAAUAUGAUCCUCAGCCCGCCUACAGUAGAUUUACAACCGAUGACUACCUCCAUUAUUUGUACGAUGUGCAUUGCGACUGCUCGUAUGCCUGGCUGCGCAGCUUCUUGAAGCAGAAACCGUACUUGACAGAAGAAAAGGAUCCCGGUGAAAUGUUCAUAAUCGGAAACUACUUAUCACCAGCUAUUGCAAGAAAAGGGAAUAAGACGGAUGUCUUCAGCGUUGACUGUUCCAGAAAUGUGACCUUGAACAACAUUUGGGCAGGCAGUGAAUUUUCCUACAAUACAACUUGCUCUACCGAGAGCUGGUCAUUUGUUACCUAAUUUUGCACUUCCCAGAUUUCAAUUUUUGGCGUAUAAAUCCUGCAUGUCGCAUAUUAGUGAUGGCUCACAUACUAUCCCACAUAACAGUGCAUAGC
Paramacrobiotus metropolitanus is the source of this 1210-nucleotide messenger RNA. RefSeq lists its product as uncharacterized. The transcript is spliced from 2 exons. NCBI's taxonomy places the organism in Eukaryota, Metazoa, Tardigrada, Eutardigrada, Parachela, Macrobiotidae. The record is from RefSeq and is a predicted model, not a curated record. Bases 81 to 1115 code for a protein of 344 amino acids.